AUGUCUUAUGUAAACCAACAUGGAGAAGGAGGAAUCAGAGAGAUCAUGGAAGACUUCAUAGAAAUAUAUCGGAAUGAACCCUGCUUGUGGCAAGUCAAAUCUGCAGCUUAUCAUGAUAAAAUUUUGAAAAAUUCUGCGUAUAAUAAAUUAGUGGAACAGUACAAAUAUAUAGAACCAAGUGCUAAUCGUAACUUAAUAGUAAAGAAAAUUAAUAGCUUGCGUACAAAUUAUAGAAAAGAAAAAAAAAUUGAUGAAUCUAAAAGAUCUGGCGCAGGCACAUCAGAACCGAAAUUAUGGUAUUUCAAACUUCUCACUUUUCUUGAUGAUGAUCAUUCGGUACCACGGGCCCAUGUUUCUAAUAUAUCAGGGAUUAAUUUCGAUCAAGAAAUAGAAAGUGAUUGCUUUAUUGAUGAUGGGGAUGAAGAAUUAUCUGUGAGAGCUUCUUCCAUUCCAAGUUUUUCUUCUGAACCUAGCGGCAGCUCAAGACCUCCUAAACGGAAGCGGCGGAGCACAACAGAAGAACUGCAAAAUGAGGUCUUGAUGUCAAUAAAUAAACGCCUAAACAAUCGUACUGAGGACUAUGAAGCAUAUGGAAAAUAUAUAGCAGCGACACUUCGACAUAUGCCAAAAACACAAACGCCGAUGAUAAAAAAUAUCAUUGAUCAAGCUAUUUUUAAAGCCGAAAUGAGUGAAUUGAAUCGUCGAGUAGUUCGAAGAUUCAUGAACGAUACUAAUUCAGAUGAAGAUUACAUUUCAUAUCCAUCAGCAGCAGAAUAUUUAGAACAUUAUGAUGAAUAUUAA
Ctenocephalides felis (cat flea) is the source of this 801-nucleotide messenger RNA. RefSeq lists its product as uncharacterized. Lineage: Eukaryota; Metazoa; Arthropoda; Insecta; Siphonaptera; Pulicidae. The transcript has 2 exons. The coding region runs from base 1 to 801 and encodes 266 amino acids. The record is from RefSeq and is a predicted model, not a curated record.